This is a messenger RNA of Onychostoma macrolepis, 979 nucleotides long. RefSeq names its product interferon-inducible GTPase 5-like. NCBI's taxonomy places the organism in Eukaryota, Metazoa, Chordata, Actinopteri, Cypriniformes, Cyprinidae. Gene Ontology annotation, molecular function: GTP binding. The record is from RefSeq and is a predicted model, not a curated record. Gene Ontology annotation, cellular component: membrane. The transcript has 2 exons. The annotation marks the transcript as partial.
GUAACCACUGAAAGCUGCAAAGUAAACAGGAAGCGUUUGUCCGAACCAAAAUACAAUAAUGUGAAAGUGUGGGAUCUUCCUGGCAUUGGAACACCAAACUUCAAAGCCGAUGAGUAUCUUAAACUGGUUGAGUUUGAACGCUAUGAUUUUUUCAUCAUCAUCGCUUCAGAUCGGUUCAGAGAAUGCCACACUCAGCUGGCCAAAGAGAUCACGAGAAUGGGGAAAACGUUUUAUUUUGUUUGUUCCAAGAUUGACUCAGUCAUUGAUGCUGAGAAGAGGAAGAAGAGCUUUGACCAGAAAAGGACACUGGAUACCAUCCGAGAGGACUGUGAGAAUGGUCUGAGAAAGAUUGGUGUAGAGGAUCCUGUUGUGUUCCCGAUCUCUGGUUGGGAGCUCGGCAAGCAUGAUUUAAAUCUGCUGCAGGAGAGGAUGGAGAAAGAGCUUCCACAGCAUAAGAGACGUGUGCUGAUGCUGGCUUUGCCGAAUAUCACACUGGAGAUUAAUGAGAAAAAGAAGAAAGUUCUACAGGAAAACAUUGUAAGAGUUGCCUUCCUGUCUGCUUUGGUGGCUGCUGUUCCUGUUCCUGGUCUUUCAAUCGCUGUAGAUGCAGCUCUCAUCGCAGAAGAGCUGAGAAAGUACUACGGUGCAUUUGGCCUGGAUGAUCCAUCCCUACAGAAGCUCUGUAGAACAUCUGGGAAGAGCAUAGAGGAACUGAAGAGUUUGAUGAAGUCUCCUUUUCAUCGAGGGUUAAGCACAAGCUCAAUAUUAACCUUGCUGGGUGCUACAGCUCUUCUUAUAUCAGAAGAUGUUGUUGAGAUGUUUGUGAGCUUCAUACCCAUGAUUGGCUCUGUGGUGGCAGGAGGAAUGUCUUAUCUGACCGUCUCAAGAAUGCUUAAGAAAGCUCUGAAUGACAUAGCUGAUGAUGCUAGGAACGUGCUGACGGCGUCACUGGAGACUGAAGUGUAAAUGUAAAAUUGAC